AGGAUGAAGUGCUUAAGAAAGUGAUGUAUACUGAAAAGAAAAGUGUGUAGAAGUGAAAAAGAAGAAAAGAGGAACGAGAGAAGGAGGACCUAAGAAUUAAGCGAUACAAAGCGGCACAGGUCAAAAGAAGAAGAAGAAGCAGCAGCAGCGGGCCGCCCAAACACUGCAGGCUCAGAGGGAGGCUUUCUAGUUCUUAUUCCACAGGUCUUUGUGGUUGUCCCUGUCCAAAAAGAAGUCAGCUGCUCGUGGCCUGUCUUGCUGUAGGGAGGGAUGGGGCUGUUUGGCCGCAGCCGCCACCGGGAGCUGAACUCCCUGACGUGCCUGGCGAUGGCUCUGGAGGGCUGGCGCACCACUGUGGAGCUGCACAACGAUGCCUUUGUCUCGGGCUUCGUCGUAGAGGUGGAUGCGAAGAUGAACAUAGACAUGCAAGAUGCGAAGUACACAGACGGCAAUGGUAAAACGAUGAAGCUUGAGAACUUUCAUGUCAGAGGGAGGAAAGUGCGCUACAUUCACAUCCCAGACCAGCUGGAUAUCAUGGAGACCAUCCAAAAGAAGGUUACGAUUAAGACUUCACAUCAGCGAACAACAAAGAAGGGACACAUUGCUCUCAAGCGUACGCAACAGACCCUGAAGAGGUACAGACAGCAGCAGGAUUUUCCAUCAACUUCCUCAGCUCAGUCAGAGGACUUCUCAUAACCCUGAACCUGAGGAUUCACCUCAACCCCCCAUCAAGCCACAAGACUCUCUUUCAUCCAGCUGUCCCACCUGCCCCGCCUAUUCAGAAAAUAUCCAACUCAGAUGAUGACGACACCCCAGUACGUAGGACUCAUUGCACCACAUCAAAAUCAGGCACUAAAAGCUGAGGAAGGUUUCAAUACCACUAAAGUAUGCAGCUAGCUACAUGUAUGGGCGCAACCUACCAUGUCGUACCACUUUUGAUCUGCCUUGAUGUUGCUACAAUUUGAUUUUUCAUAAAAUUGAACAUUUUGGUGUUUGUCUCUUCGAUGUCUAUAACUUUUGUUCUAAGAAUUUUUUUAUCCGAUGAAUAUGAAUAUUCAACUUAUUUUCAGUUAAUUGUAAUUUCCAGAGUAAUUAGAAGAAUAAUUUAUAAAACGUUUAUACCAUUAGAACCGGCUCGAAAUUCUGUAAAACUUUUAUUAAAUGAGUUUUUACAAGAAAUAUACUCUAUUUGAUGGCUUAUAAAUGCACUUUUUUUCCCCCCCAAAAAAAGUCUCAGAAAAUCACCCUGCAUCUUAUAAGGUCAAGGUUCAGCUUUGGGUUACUGGUUAGUGAAGUUUUAGUGCUGCAGUGGCACUUAAAUUAACCCUUUCCUUGCUAAGCGCUCACAACGAGACUAUCCCCUUAGGCGCACUCGGGCACCCCAGUGGGGGAAGGGGAUCUCUUUUAACCGCUGUAUCUCAAAAACUAUUCAUCACAGCUACAAAACAAAAACACCAUUGGAAAGAGGAGGCCAAGAUCUAUAAGAUUCGGUUAUGUAAGCCUCUCCUGUGAACGUACAGGCACCCCUACUGCAGAUGGCUGUGUUGAACUUGAUGAACAAGUCCAACAACACUUGCUCAACCAAGAAGGCAGCAUCUGUCAGUAAGUCCUUGGAGAUGGUCUCCAGCCAGAUCUUGAACAAGUUCCAGCCCUUGCCACUGAGUGAUCUCUGGCACCUGCUGCUCAUUUUUGGCUAUGUGACAGCACUGAAGAGGUUCUAAUCCUCCUCCUCCUUCUCUUUGUUUUUGCUGCCUCCACUGCUGUCCACUUUGGACUUGAGUUAAUGGAAGUUGAUUUAGUCUGAUAAUGACUUUCAAAGUUGAUGUUUAGUUAAAUUGCCAAUGGAAACAUUAACUUCCAUAAUUAAUGAUUAACAGAUUAAUGGUUUGGUGCCCACCUAUGCUUGAGAGCAGUAAAGUAGAUUACAAUGAGAAACAGAGUCAAUGUAUCAGAGUAUCAUGAAUGGCAGAAGUGUGAGCAUGGAGGUAAAGAGGGAUUUGAGAAAUACAGUAAUAGUACCAACCUUCACAUAUGCAAGCAAAACAUGGGCCUGGAAUGAAAGUCAGAGGUGCAGGCGGUGGAAAUGAGUUAUUUGAGGAGUGCUUGUGGUGUGAGUAGAAUGGAUGGAAUGAGUAAUGAAAGUGUGAAUGAGCGUUUUGGAAUGUGUUACGUGGGUGAAGGGAAAAAGUGUGGAGUGGUGGAAGAAGUGAAGCGACAGACUUUAAAGUGGUUUGGCCACAUGGAGCAAAUGGAGGAGAGUAAGACGACCAGGAGGGUGUGAGUGAGAUAGAGGGAGGGAAUGUUAGAGGACGACCUCCAGUGAAAUGGAGAGAUAGGGUGCAGGAGUAUGUUAGGGAGAGGGGUGAAAGAUCCUUGAGAAACUUUGAGCAGGCAAGGAGGGAGUGUCUGGAUAGAGAGAGAUGGAAACUCUUCUGCCGUGGCCAUCCCCUGGUGGGAGCUCCUAGGAGCAGGCGUCAAAGAUGAA
Messenger RNA from Eriocheir sinensis (Chinese mitten crab), 2485 nucleotides. It is a transcript of the gene Lsm10, whose product is annotated as U7 snRNA-associated Sm-like protein LSm10. The record is from RefSeq and is a predicted model, not a curated record. The transcript has 5 exons. Gene Ontology annotation, cellular component: cytoplasmic U snRNP body; nuclear body. Bases 271 to 696 code for a protein of 141 amino acids. Gene Ontology annotation, molecular function: U7 snRNA binding; histone pre-mRNA DCP binding. Gene Ontology annotation, biological process: mRNA 3'-end processing by stem-loop binding and cleavage. NCBI's taxonomy places the organism in Eukaryota, Metazoa, Arthropoda, Malacostraca, Decapoda, Varunidae.